Messenger RNA from Salvelinus fontinalis (brook trout), 3452 nucleotides. RefSeq names its product neuromedin-K receptor-like. The record is from RefSeq and is a predicted model, not a curated record. Gene Ontology annotation, molecular function: substance K receptor activity. The transcript is spliced from 5 exons. Gene Ontology annotation, cellular component: plasma membrane; sperm midpiece. Gene Ontology annotation, biological process: positive regulation of flagellated sperm motility; G protein-coupled receptor signaling pathway. Lineage: Eukaryota; Metazoa; Chordata; Actinopteri; Salmoniformes; Salmonidae. Bases 219 to 1316 code for a protein of 365 amino acids.
CUGGCAGCUCAGCUUUACGCACGCGCCACUGGCAAUGCUGACAAAAUUCUGUGGCCGUGAAGCGCAUUUCAAAAAUAGCAGGAGAGCCGGAGAGGGUCCUUGGACUUCACAACACCAGAAUGGUUUUGAAAUUGUGAUUUUUGUUCAAGAAGCGGACAUCGAAACUAAUCAUUCAUUGCCCAAAACGCUAAAGGGAUUUUGUCUAGUGUGAUACAGAGAUGGAUACAACAACGUCGGAACCGGUCAACCUCUCAACAACCAUAUAUUUUCAGGGUUAUAGAAACAAGACGACAGACAAUCGUUUUAAACAGCCGGAUUGGCAAGUGGCAUUGUGGGCAAUUGCUUAUUCACUGAUAGUGAUUGUGUCCGUCACAGGAAACGUCACUGUAAUUUGGAUAAUUUUGGCCCACAAAAGAAUGAGGACAGUGACUAACUAUUUUAUAGUAAAUCUUGCAUUCUCGGACUUUUCAAUGGCUACUUUCAACACUGUCUUCAAUUUUGCAUAUGCUACACACAACGACUGGUACUUCGGGUUGGGAUACUGUAGGUUUCAGAACUUCUAUCCCAUCACAGCAAUAUGCUCAAGCGUUUAUUCUUUGGCAGCUAUUGCGGUUGACCGAUACAUGGCCAUAAUCUACCCUUUGAAACUAAGGCUAUCCUCCACGUCUACCAAGAUUGUGAUUGGUCUCAUCUGGGUGGUGGCAUUCUCCCUGGCAUUCCCCCAGUGUUACUACUCUGUCACCGAGUACUAUCCACAACGGACUAUCUGUGUGGUCAACUGGCCUGAUGACUAUGGUGGGAAACACCAUCUCACAUACCAGAUAGCUUUGAUCAUACUGAUCUACCUGCUCCCCCUGCUGGUGAUGUUGGUCACCUACAGCCUUAUUGGCCAGACACUGUGGGGCAGUGAGAUACCGGGGGAGGCCUCAGAUCACUACCAGAACCCGAUCCAGGCCAAACGCAAGGUGGUGAAGAUGAUGAUAGUGGUGGUGACGACCUUCGCCCUGUGCUGGCUGCCCUACCACAUCUACUUCAUCCUGGUCAGCUUCAACAUUGAGAUCUACAUGCAGACGUAUAUCCAGCAGAUCUACCUGGCCAUCUUCUGGCUGGCCAUGAGCUCCACCAUGUACAACCCCAUCAUCUACUGCUGCCUCAACCAAAGGUUUCGCUCGGGGUUCCGUCACGCUUUCAGCUGGGUCCCUUUCAUCAAGGUGUCGGAGGAGGACAAGAUGGAGCUGCAGCACCCACGGACCUUCAGGAUGACCCGCAGCUAUCGCACUGACAACACCAACAGCACUGUGGUCCGCCUAACAUGAUGACCACACCCCAGUCAAGCUCAAGAAAAGCUGAGGACAUGAUAAAGCUCAUGAGCUCAGCUGCUAGGAGAAGUGAAACAAAUCAUGUUAUUAUUGUGUACAGUCCGUCAGUCAGUCGCCCCAAACACCUUUAUCGUCACACACACCAGAUAGGUACUGUGAAAUGUGUUAUUUUACAGGGUCAGACAUAGAAGUACAGCCCCCCUGGAGCAAAUUGGGGAUAAGUGCCUUGUCAAGGGCAGGUUUCGUUUACUGGCCCAACACUCUAACCACUAGGCUACCUGCUGCCCCAAUGGGAAGGUAGAAUAGGAAAGAGAACUCCCAUGGUAUAAGCACCAAGCCUUAUCUGUUGCAGUAUUAAGGUAGUGUUAUUAUUUGUGUUGUUUUAGCGUAAUAUUGGUUCAUGUUUUUUGUCACCUGACUUUGUAGACCAUAUUGUGAAAUGUGCAAGUGAACCCAGUUUUAAAUAUUCACUGAAAUCUCAAUAACUGAUGAAAGAGACAGAUAAAUUAACACACAUCGUACUUUGUUAAUAGUACAGAAAUUAAUGAUGGGGUAACAUCUGCUGCAAUAUGAUUUGAGGACUGUGAUAUUUUUUUAAACUACACAUAAUAUCCACAACUGACUUCUGAACUAUGAAACCACUAUCUCCUGUGACUGUUCUUGGGGAAAUGAAAGUUCUCCACUAGAAUAUACCGUGUUUGAGUUUAUUUUUACAGAGACAGUGCACAUUAAUAAACGUUUUAGUAAAAGUGCCAAUUUUAGCCGGCUCAUUGUCAACCGUAGUCCCUGGGCAGAUUAUUACUCCAAUAACAGUACAGGCAGACAAUGAGCAGUGAGCACUUGCAGAGCAACAUAGGACAAGCAACACGUAGCAGACAGACAGAGCAACAUAGGACAAGCAAUACGUAGCAGACAGACAGAGCAACAUAGGACAAGCAACACGUAGCAGACAGACGAGCAACAAGGACAAGUAACACAUAGCAGACAGACAGAGCAACAAGGACAAGCAACACAUAGCAGACAGACAGAGCAACACGUAGCAGACAGACAGACAGACACAGAGCAAUAUAGGACAAGCAGCACGUAGCAGACAGACAGACACAGAGCAAUAUAGGACAAGUAACACAUAGCAGACAGACAGACAGACACAGAGCAAUAUAGGACAAGCAACACGUAGCAGACAGACAGACAGAGCAACAGCCCAAAAAGAAACAAAACAAAUGUAAUAAAAGCAACAAAGUGUUUCCACACCUUACAAGCUACAGACAACAGAUAUCAUGGAAAGCUACAGACAACAGAUAUGAAAAGCAGCAAUACACAGCUAGGGAUUAUGUUCACAAGUCGGAUUGUCCUUCAGCCAUGUCUGCAACCUCUUCUACAGCAAUAUAACUGUCACCAAAAUCAAUAUAGCACAGAACUUGAUUUGUUUCGACAACUUUUAAAUAGUUUAUAGAUAACUUGAAUUGGAAACUGUUUGACAGAUUUUGUGGCAAGUAGAUUGAAAGAGUUCUAAGGGACAGAUGUAGUAUCCCAUAGAGCCCAUGUUUGCAGCUAUGGUGUAAAAUGUUGAAAUAAGCUUUUCAACAAAUGUUUGUCAGUGCAAGGUAGUACAAUUGAAAUAGUCUUGGGGAGUAUUCAAUGGCGCAAUGAAGUCAGAGAAAAAAACAUCAAUAAUUGUGUACAACAUGAAAACAGCCAAUCACAAAGCAUGUGAAUAUAAUAAGGAUAAUGUGAUAUUUGGUAACUAUUGCCUCUGUUUGAUGUCACAGUGUGUAUUUAAUUUUAGUUUUGUACCAUAGAGUACUUUUAACGUGUUUUGCGAUGUGCUCAAAAAUGUAAUUUACAUUUAUAUCCCACUACAUGUUUUGCUACUUAUGUCAAAUGAUGUAAGUCUUGUUUUGUGUAGUUGAUAUUGAUAUAGUGUAAUGUAGCAUAGAAAAGUCACCCCACUAAGGAAUUGCUCAAUUUAAAGUAUUGUAAAAUGUUGCGCUGUGCAUUACUAUAAUAUGCUGGUGCUGGCGACUUUAGAAAUUAAUUACGGCUGUUGAUAACAGACGAUUUAAGUGAAAUAACUUUCCACCUUAAGAUGGUAGCAUAAUGCCAGUGUAAUUCAUAAAUUACUUUGAGUGUUAA